AUGGCAGCUGACCCACCUCCUGUGGAGAGACUAUUAGGUGAUUACGGGGGAGCUAAUGCCCCGCCUGGAAGGAUGACAAUCGUGAAUCAACCAGUCAAUGUUGCCCACUUUCAACUUCAUCCCUCAACGAUACGGCAACUAGAAAGGAGACCUUUCUCAGGAAAAAUUAACGAAGAUGCCAACAAGCAUUUGCAAAGGUUUCUGACUAUGACUACGUCGUUAAAGAUUGAGGGGCAUUCUGAGGAAGCUAAGAAGCUGGUCAUGUUUCCGUUUACAUUGUCAGAAGAUGUUGAAGAGUGGUUCUACUCUUUACCUGCUGGAAGCAUCACAACUUGGCCACAGAUGGAGACAACUUUUCUCAACGAGUACUUUCCGGCCUCUGUGUACAUCCGAAAGAGGUACGACAUAAAUUUUGUAAAUGGUCUUCGGAUGAAGACUAAGCAACUCAUUGACACAGCAGCUGGUGGCUCAACCAACUUUACAACGGCCACUGGUAUUAAAAAGAUUAUCGAAGCCAUUGCAGCCAAUGAGCACCUGGAGUUGUAUGACCGCAGUGUUAGUCAACCCGAAGGGAUAAUUGACCUGAAAUUGGCAAGUCAAGUGGUGAAGAUGGAAGAUCAAGUAGCAGCUGAAGUAGAAAGAAGACUGAAGAAGAUGGCUAUCGAUACUCAAAUUGUGGCACAAGUUCAACCGGUUCAACCAACGCAAGCUAGUAAUUGUGAAAUUUGUGGAGGACCUCAUCUUACUGCACAUUGCGUUGCAACCGCACAACAAAUUGAGGAGAUUAAGUUUCUAAGGCAGAACAACCCUUAUUCAAAUACAUACAAUCCGGGUUGGAAAAACCAUCCAAAUUUCUCAUGGAAGGAUCAACAAGGACAUGUGCAGAACCAACCACAGCAACAACAAUUUCGACCUCCGCAACAACAACCAUAUCAACAACAGUUUCAGCAACAGGUACCAAGAAAAGCUGAUUGGGAGCUUGCCAUUGAAAAGAUGGCCGCUCAAAGCUCUCAAUUUCAAGAAGAGACUCGAAGUAAUUUAAAAAACACAGGUGCUUCAAUUAAGAAUCUUGAAAUACAGAUGAGUCAGAUAGCCCAACAACUAGCGGGUUCUCAACAACAAGGCGUGUUACCGAGUUCUACGAUUACUAAUCCAAGAGAAAAUAAUCAUGUGAAUGCGGUGACCACAAGGAAUGGUAAGUCGAAAGAAGUACCUGAAAAGAGUUCUGAAGAAGAAGACUUAUUGCUUGAAGUUGAUCUAGAGAUAAAAGAAAAUGAGGUCGCGAAUGAAGAGGUCAUUAGUGAUGAAAGAGUGGUCAAAGACAAAGUUAUUGAUCCAAAACCGGCCUUCAAACUACCAUACCCAACAAGAAAUAAGAAGAAAGGGCAGCAUGAGAAAAACUUUGAGAAGUUCCUGGAGAUGUUUAAAAAGCUUGAGCUAAACAUUCCGUUCUUGGAGGCGCUUGAGCAAAUGCCUACCUACGCUAAGUUCAUGAAAGACAUCAUCUCGAAGAAGCGGACCAUAGAGACUAACCCGAUCAUUCUAACGGAAACUUGUAGUGCCAUUUUGCAGGGUAUGAAGGUUCCGGUGAAGAAGAAGGAUCGAGGUUCUGUAACUAUUCCUUGUACCAUUGGAGAUAGAUCCUUCAAGAAAGCUCUAAUUGAUUUGGGAGCGAGUGUAAGCCUUAUGCCGCUAUCCAUUUAUAAGAGGUUGGGGAUAGGAAAAAUUCAAGACACAAGAAUGACACUCUAG
Molecule: messenger RNA, 1752 nt
Organism: Lathyrus oleraceus (garden pea)
Lineage: Eukaryota; Viridiplantae; Streptophyta; Magnoliopsida; Fabales; Fabaceae
Exons: 2
Coding region: 1-1752 (583 amino acids)
Source: RefSeq, a predicted model, not a curated record